Molecule: messenger RNA, 1447 nt
Organism: Pygocentrus nattereri (red-bellied piranha)
Lineage: Eukaryota; Metazoa; Chordata; Actinopteri; Characiformes; Serrasalmidae
Product: zinc finger protein 239-like
Exons: 3
Coding region: 251-1216 (321 amino acids)
Biological process (GO): negative regulation of transcription by RNA polymerase II; regulation of cytokine production; regulation of immune system process
Source: RefSeq, a predicted model, not a curated record
GAGGUAGCCGGUGUUUGAGAGCUGUCUGCUCCUCCGUGUGUCUCUGUUCGGAAACCUUUUAGUUUUAUAUCCAUUGUAAUCUCUGUUCUCAGGAGUGAGAGACAAGGGGACAAGAGGAGUGUACAAGACUACACAAGCACAGAGGCUAGAAUGCUAGAAACCAGGAGAGAUUUAACGUGAGCCAGUUGAAUCCCGAAGCAGCUCUGGUACUGCAAACACCAUCUCCACACCAACACAGCUCACAAGAAAAAUGCGAAGGAAUUCCAGGAAUAGGAGAGCUCACCACUGCUCUGAGUGUGGAAAGAGUUUUGCUGACAGAUGUGCAUUCCAAAGACACUGGCGUAUCCACACAGGAGAGAAACCGUAUCAGUGCUUAGAAUGUGGGAAAUGUUUUAUUGCACAUUGUAAUCUCCGAAGACACCAGCAUGUUCACACAGGAGUGAAACCCUAUUACUGUUCAGACUGUGGAAUGAGUUUUAAUCAAGAGAGUCAUCUUCAAGUACACCAGCGCAUUCACACAGGACAGAAGCCAUAUCAAUGUUCAGAGUGUCACAAACGUUUCACCAUACAGAGUAAUCUCCAAGUACACCAGCGUACUCACACUGGAGAGAAACCGUAUUACUGUCCAGAAUGUGGAAAGAGUUUUACUGUACUAGGUAAUCUCCAAGCACACCAACGCAUUCACACCGGAGAAAAACCAUAUUACUGUUCAGAAUGCGGGACAAGUUUUAAUAAUAGGAGUAACCUUCAUGUGCACCAGCGCAUUCACACAGGAGAGAAACCAUAUUACUGUUCAGAGUGUGGAAUGACUUUUAAUCAAGAGAGUCAUCUUCAAGUACACCAGCGCAUUCACACAGGAGAAAGACCAUAUAAAUGCUUAGUGUGUGGGAAACGUUUCACUAUACAGAGUAAUCUCCAAACACAUCAGCUCAUUCACAGCAGAGAGAAGCCAUAUAACUGUUCCGAGUGUGGAAAGGGUUUUACUGUGCAGAGUAAUCUCCACAGACAUCAGCGCGUUCACACAGGAGAGAAACCAUAUAACUGUUCCGAGUGUGGAAAGGGUUUUUCAGUGCAUUGUAAUCUCCAGAGACACCAGCGUGUUCACACAGGAGAAAAACCCUAUCAGUGUUCAGAAUGUAGGGGGCAUUUUUCACACAUUAAGGCCCUCAAAAAACACCAGAGUAUUCACACAGGAAAGAAAGCUGAAGAGAAGUAGAUAUCCAAACCUCGCCACUGGACUUCAGCCUUCUUACCCCCACUGAAUCAGAUAAGCCAGCAAGGUGAAAAAUACUAGCAGCCAACAAAAUAUUUAAGAAUUUAAUUCUGUAGGAUAGGUAGUGGGAAGUAGUGGAGUUUUAAGGAUUUUUUUCUGUGGGCCAUCAAUGUUUUUGCACAUUAUGAAACUCUUUCUGCUUAGUAUGUUUUGUGUUUGUUUUGAGAACGAUAA